GACGCAUAGGCCUAGGAGGUGCGGCAUCGCCCUUACUUAAGUCCGUUCGCGUGUCCGCGGGCUGCGGGGAGGUGGCUGCAGCCCCGCCCACUCAGUGUCUCCGUUGCUGACGGUGGGUGGAGUCACGCACGAGAAGCUUCUGGAGACCGCUCAAGAGGCGGACCCAGGCUCCGACCCGCCCAUUUAGCAAAUCAGCGCAGCCAAACCACGCGUAGCAGUGGACAUGGCUCACGGGUCAGCAGGCCGUGUGUUGCGAGGCUGCGAGCCGCCGCUCCAGCUCCUUGUUGGGCCUCUGCCUCUACUUCUGGUCCUGUGGCACACGCCGCCCAGCGCAGGUUCCUUGCAUGUGAAGAUGGCAGGGACAACUCAGACUGUGCUCCUGAAUGACAAUGCCACUGUUUUCUGCCAAGUCUAUGGUCACCCUUCCCCGAACAUAACAAUAAUGGGUAUCACCUGGUUUUGGAAGGGUCCGGCGUCUGCAACAGAAGUUAAGCUAUUUGAGUUUUUUGGAGGACACCAAAUGAUAGGUCGACCUGGAGCCAUGGUGCCUCUAAAGAAUCUGGAGAGUGGGAAUGCCUCCCUGCAGCUGCCAGGGAUCCAGCUGAGGGAAGCCGGAGUGUACCGAUGUGAGGUGGUGAUCACCCCUCACAAAGCAGUGGGACAAGUCAAGCUGGAGGUGGUGGCUUCCCCAGUCAGCAACUUGUUUCCGGAGCAAGCCGUGGUAAAAGAAAACCAAGAAACACAUAUCUUGUGUAUGUCAAGCGGGUUACACCUUAACAACAUUACCAUAACGUGGAGAAAGUUAUCCCAGAAGGAUCCUCAGGAGAUUUCUGAGGGCAUCAUCACUAAUCACACCAAUGAGAAUGGUAUGUUUAAUGUCACUAGCUUCUUGAUGCUGAAGCCAUCUCUGGAUGACAGUAUGACCAUCUACCAGUGUGUGAUACAUCACAAAUCCUUGCCUAGCCCCCAGAAGCUCAAUUUCACCUUGACUGUGAUAGAAUCUGAGAAGGCAGCUUGUAUUUUGAAGAACAUUUUUUUAUACAUUGGAGCAAUCUUGUUAGCUGGACUGAUUUUAUCAAUUAUUUUUAUUUUUUUAAAAAAGGUACUACCCCAAACAAAUCCCUUAUCCUCCAUCUUGAAAGCUUCUCGAAACACCCAAACUUAUACAGGAGAGACUGAAGAAUUAUAAUGAAGUGCUUUCAUUAUGAUGCAUUCGUGCCUUAUUCAGAUGGAGGAAACACUAGAAGAAUACUGGACGUUCUUACAAAGAAACAGCAGAAAUAAGGUUUCUCAGCAAAUGCAUAAGUAACUGAAAUUACUUUUCCUGAUGGCCUGAAUGGUUUGCUCUAGAGCAGACUGUUCAUGCUUCCUUCCCUGCUAGCCUUCUGCCAAUCAGCUCAUCCAAGAAAAAGAAAGAAACACUUUCCAAAGAAGACAUACAGACGGCCAACAGAUACAUGAAAAGGUGCUCAACA
Hyaena hyaena (striped hyena) is the source of this 1475-nucleotide messenger RNA. It is a transcript of the gene NCR3LG1, whose product is annotated as natural killer cell cytotoxicity receptor 3 ligand 1. Gene Ontology annotation, cellular component: adherens junction. The record is from RefSeq and is a predicted model, not a curated record. The transcript has 5 exons. Lineage: Eukaryota; Metazoa; Chordata; Mammalia; Carnivora; Hyaenidae. Gene Ontology annotation, biological process: homophilic cell-cell adhesion; heterophilic cell-cell adhesion. Bases 224 to 1189 code for a protein of 321 amino acids.